CCACACACUUUUCGUGUGACAGCAAUCUAACCCCGCCCGCCUCUCUCAUUGAGGAGGCGUCACACGACAGGUUACUCGACACCAUGACCGGCGUACUCAUCGUAUGGGCCAAGCUCCCGGCACGAGGCUGUCGACUGGUAUGAACAAGAGUAUCUCCCGGACAUGCGCUCACAGUUUGCACAACAUACGCUGCACUGUGAGAUUACGCAAACUGGCCUCGAAGGCCAAAAAGUCGGUGUGCUCGACGCUCCGUGGCCAUUGUGCGCUAUCUAUGAAGUCGAAAAUGCAAGGGAGGCCACGGCGAAGUGCUACGAAGAGCGAAACCACCCACCCGCACAUUUGUUCAAAAACCGUCUAGCAGAUGCUUGUUUCGACGUGCGGACAUUCGUCGAGCUAAAGAGAUGGGAGAAUGAAGAGUGGGACAACACCGAUGUGUCAGCCAUCGAGAGCGUUACUUGCCUGGAAUGGGCAGUUCCCGUCGACAUGCAGGAGGAAGUCUUCAACUUCUACACAGGGACCGUGGUACCUUUGAUCAUGGGGAGCCCAGAGGUGCUACGACUGCGCAUCCUCGAAGUCGACAACGCCAUAACACAGCGUGGCUCAACCUUGGGAACUAAAGACAAAAAGACAGUGCACACUUUCCUCACCAUAGUUGAGAUGGAGAGUGACGAGUGGCCUUGGGAUGUCGUUAUGGAACUUGCGGAGGACAAGAACUGGGAAAAGUAUUUUGAGAAGCAAGAUGUGAAAUGGAGCAUCAGUACAUAUCUGGUGAAGAGGGCAUACACCGAGGCGGACAAGCCCCGAUCUGCUGGUUGAUGCGUCACGUGCCGAUCACGUCAACGUCGCCCAUACCAGCAAUUUUUCACGACAACGACCUCAGAUGAAGGCGCUAGUCGACGAGCUCUGAGACGAAUCAAAGGUGAAGAAACACAAAAUGAUAUACCUAAACUGCAGAGCAAGUACAAUUUUCCAAUCAACAACAUUCAACGUGUCCAGCACAUGUCUAUACCAA
Messenger RNA from Parastagonospora nodorum SN15, 1012 nucleotides. RefSeq lists its product as hypothetical. NCBI's taxonomy places the organism in Eukaryota, Fungi, Ascomycota, Dothideomycetes, Pleosporales, Phaeosphaeriaceae. The coding region runs from base 163 to 816 and encodes 217 amino acids. The transcript is spliced from 3 exons. The record is from RefSeq and is a predicted model, not a curated record.